Molecule: messenger RNA, 1552 nt
Organism: Hordeum vulgare subsp. vulgare (domesticated barley)
Lineage: Eukaryota; Viridiplantae; Streptophyta; Magnoliopsida; Poales; Poaceae
Product: 2-oxoglutarate and iron-dependent oxygenase domain-containing protein CP2
Exons: 9
Coding region: 157-1335 (392 amino acids)
Molecular function (GO): L-ascorbic acid binding; iron ion binding; oxidoreductase activity, acting on paired donors, with incorporation or reduction of molecular oxygen
Source: RefSeq, a predicted model, not a curated record
CGAGGAGAGGACUCCAACUAAACUGCCCUUUCUCCCCGGCCCUUGACCUGGGAGUGCGUGAGAGUGAGAGACAGCAAAACCCUAAUUUUCACCCAAUUCGCUCCUUCCAAGCCCUAACCCUAGUACGCUCGAUGUUGUAAUCCCGCCGCGUUUGCCAUGGCUCUAGAGGGGCCUGCGGAGCGACGGGACGAGGGCCAGCAGGGAGGGAUGGCGAACGGGAAUGGCGUGGCUCCGCCGCCGUCGCGCACAGCCGGCCGGCCGUCGGGCCCGGCUGCGUACUCUGACAGGCGGCUGCGCCUCAAUCCGAAUACGGAGCACAAGCCGCAGGACUACUCCGACGUGCGCGGCGAGUACGCGCCAGCCGUGUACAGCGCCCUGGAGCGGCACCUCCCGCCUAGCCUCCUCGAGGCCGACCGUGAUGUCAAGCUGCACUUCAUGCGGGACAUACUCGCGCGAUAUUGGCCCCAUGGCGAGCGAAACAAGGUUCAUAGGCACAAAGAAUACAGGCAGAAGAUAGUCCACCUCUAUAAGCCACUUCAUCAAGAAUUAUACAGCAUGCAUCCUGCAGCUUUCUUCUUACCAACAUUCCUCGAAGCAGUAAGAACCAAUACAGAAGAAAGCCUUGCAAGUAUAAUGACUGAACCAACUCCUGGUGUUUUUUCAUUUGCUAUGUUACAGCCCAAAUUUUGUGACAUGCUAUUGGAGGAGGUAGAGAACUUUGAAAAGUGGGUUCAUGCAAUGAAAUUUAAGAUAAUGAGGCCAAAUACAAUGAAUAAGUAUGGUGCUGUCCUUGAUGAUUUUGGCCUGGAAGCUAUGCUGAAUCAGUUCAUGGAGGAGUUCAUAGCUCCAAUUUCUAAAGUUUUUUACCCUGAGGUUGGUGGAGGAACAUUGGACUCUCAUCAUGCUUUUGUUGUAGAAUAUGGGAAAGACCGAGAUGUUGAACUAGGUUUCCAUGUUGAUGAUUCUGAGGUCACAUUAAAUGUUUGCCUUGGCAAGCAAUUCUCUGGCGGCGAAUUGUACUUUCGUGGCAUCCGUUGCGAGAAUCAUGUGAACUCAGAAACGCAGCACGAGGAAAUGUAUGAUUACUCUCAUGUUCCUGGACGAGCUGUACUUCACCGUGGCCGUCAUAGACAUGGAGCUAGACCGACAUCAUCAGGGCUCAGAAUGAAUCUGCUUUUGUGGUGCAGAAGCUCCGUGUUCAGGGAGAUGAAGAAAUACCAGAUGGAUUUUUCUAGCUGGUGCGGUGAGUGCCAGCGUGAAAAGAGAGAAAGACAGAUCCAGUGUGUCAAAGCGACCAAGUUGGCAUUUCUUAGGCGUGGAGGGGCAAUGAUUUAAUUCAUAUUUACUGCAUGUAUUUUAUACAAUCCUGUAUCAUGUUAUAAACAUCCUUUGAUCAUUUGGAAAACAUCUAGUGUAGUUGUUGUCCAAUUUCCAGCUGGUAUAUUUAUCAAUGUCAUUGCAUCUUAUGGAGUAAAUGUAAACUUCCCUGCUGUAUUGCCACAUAAGCCAUGGGUUAUACUUUUAUAGUGUUUCAGUUGUACUGGUGUAUUAA